AUGUUGUUUGAGUGUCAAAUCUCAGGUCAAGAAUCUACAGAGAAAUAUCAGAAAUGUACUACACAGGUGGCUCUUUCAGGUGAUUCUUCCGCAGAUACACAAUCAUAUGAUGAAAAGCAAUGGCUUGGAGUUGCUAUGGAUGUUAAUGAGCAAGCAGGAAAGUUUAUUGUCUGUGCUCACAGAUGGUGCGAAAUUGUAUCAAAACAACUUCGGAUGGUUGGUGCUUGUUAUCUUUUGUCCACUUCCAUAAACGACCAUAAAAUUUUGGCACCAUUAUUGGACAAACCAAAGAAAAACGGUGUUUUUUACCAAGGAAUGGCACAAUUUGGAACAUCAGCCCAGUUUUCAAAGAACAAUAAGGAUAUUUUAUUUGGAGCCCCAGGAAUCUAUCAAGGCAGAGGUGGCUUUGUAAUAAAAGAUAUUUUGAAUGAUAAUUUUACAACUGUUGAUUAUUCAAAUUCUGAGAAUCACAAAGUUUAUUCCAAAGAAGAGUAUGAAGAUUCCAUGGUUGGUUAUUCUAUCACCAGUGGAAGAUUCUUUUUUAACAAAAUCCAAAUUGCAGUUGGUGGACCAGGACCUUCAACAUUUGGACUUGGCAAAGUUCUCAUCUACUCAGGAGAAAUGCUUAUUGGACGUUAUGCAGGUUCUCAGUAUGGCGGUGGUUUUGGCUCCAGCUUGGCCAGUGGAAAUUUCUCUGGAGAUGAGCACGAUGAUUUAGUUGUUGGUGCACCAAUGGAAUAUGAUGUUGUCGAUGAAGGACGUGUUUACAUCUUAAUCAGUACUGGAUUGGGAUCUUUUAUGGAAAAUAAGAUUGUGCUUGUUGGAGACAAUAUUCCUGGAUCUCGUUUUGGAACAACUGUAGCAAACAUAGGAGAUUUGAAUCAAGAUGGCAUUGACGAUAUUGCUGUUGGUGCUCCUUAUGAGAAUGGAUGCGGAGCUGUUUAUAUUUAUUAUGGUAAUUUAAUAUCUAUUGAUGAAAUAAAAAGACAGAAGAUUAUUGGCAAAUCAUUAAGCCCUGAACUGAAGGGUUUUGGAAUAUCUUUCUCAAGACCAAAAGAUGUUGAUAAUAAUGGUUACUUAGAUUUUGCUGUUGGUGCCUUUUUAUCGGAUCAGGCCGUUUUAUUGCACACAAAGCCAGUGAUUAAGAGUAACACAACAGUUCAAAGUUCACCAUCAGAAUUAAAUCCUCAGGACACAGAUUGUUUUGGAGAUAUUUUUAAAGAUGGUUGCCUGAAUUUGUCUGUCAGCAUCAAUCUGUUAGGAAAGGCAUUCAAGAAAGUUGAUCUUGAAGUCAGUAUAUAUAUUGAUGUUGAAAAAAAUGAAAACCAAAAAAGAGCUGUACUACAGAAAGCAGAAGACAAUUACAUUCAAACAGAAUUAGGCUUAAAUAACCAAUUUCAUAAAAUUUACCAGUUAAAAACAAGGAAAAGAAGGGACCUUUUCAAACCAGUUGUCAUCAAUUUAAUUGUUACUGUACAAACAAAUGAAACAGAAAUGAAUAUAUCUCCAAUUCAAGAUCUCCUGAACCCAAAUAUUAUCAAAUAUGAAAUUCCAUUCCUAAAUGAUUGUGGAGCAGAUAAAUUAUGUGCGGUUGAUUUGCAGACAAGACUAAAAUGUGAGGGUUUUGAAAUGUAUCCAAAAAACAAUGAAGAUUUAUUAAAUAUUCAAAUGCGGAAGAAAGCGGUUUUAAGUGUUAACACAGUUUCUGAACCACAAUAUAUUUUGGUCAGUCAAAAAAAAGAAUCGAAAUCAGCAACUGACAUCAAAGAUAUUACACACCAAUAUAGUUUUUAUAACAAUGGCCCAAGUGAUUUGAAAGCAGGCAAUUUUACUCUUAAAGUAUACAAAAUAGGGUCUUUAUUAAGUAAUUUGGAUCCUCAGGUUAAUAGUUCUGGAACUUUUCUACGCAUCACUUGUCUUUCAGAGACAUUUAACAACAAGCCCCAGUUUUAUGAAAUGAAAUGCCAUUUCAGAGAAUGGCUAAAAGAAUCGUUGUUUUUAAUUGAAGUUUAUAUGAAAAUGGAUAUUGCAAAGCUGGACUCAAUGUUACCAGUUGUCAAAAGUGAACUAAUAAUGAAUUCAGUAAAAGAUAAAGAUUAUGUCGAUGAUGUUGCAAUUGAAGGGAAAAUUUACUCUGUAAGCACCAACUUCCGCUCACCUGGACAACCAAAACCUGUGAAAACCUGGAUAAUUGUAUUAUGUGUAGUUUUAGGAAUUUUACUCUUACUAGGAUUCAUAGCUGGCUUAUGGAAGUGUGGCUUUUUUAAGCGACAGAAAGUGCAUCGAAUUCGACAACAUGAUGGAUCGAUGAAGCAAGAAGUCCAACCAGAUCCAGACUCGGAACCACUCAACUGA
Molecule: messenger RNA, 2355 nt
Organism: Acanthosepion pharaonis
Lineage: Eukaryota; Metazoa; Mollusca; Cephalopoda; Sepiida; Sepiidae
Source: the annotation of a GenBank genome assembly